Molecule: messenger RNA, 1747 nt
Organism: Drosophila navojoa
Lineage: Eukaryota; Metazoa; Arthropoda; Insecta; Diptera; Drosophilidae
Cellular component (GO): cytosol
Molecular function (GO): asparagine synthase (glutamine-hydrolyzing) activity
Source: RefSeq, a predicted model, not a curated record
UCUAAUCAGAACGAUCUCAAAAUGUGCGGCAUCUUAGCCAUUUUCUCGGCGAACGGAGAGGCGAUUGGAGCAACAAAUUUUCAGGGCAGCGAUCACAGUUUGCGGGAGUUGGCCUAUCGGCAGAGUGGGAAGCAACGGCAUCGUGGACCCGACGACACGGGCGUCCUGGUUAUAGAGGAACAGGGCGUGGCCUUGGUGCAUGAACGGCUGGCGGUCAUUGGCGUGGAGACGGGUCAUCAGCCGCUGGUGUCGCAAGACGGCAACGUUGCCCUGAUCGCCAACGGCGAGAUCUACAACUAUGUGGAGCUAGCCAAGCAGAUUGGUAAACGCUUGCCCGGCUAUCGGCCCAGGAGUGAUUGCAAUGUGAUCAUUGAGCUGUACGAGGAGCACGGCCAAGAGCUGCUCCAACACAUCACGGGCAUGUUCAGCUUUGUGCUCUACGAUCGUCGCAGACGCCAGCUGCUGGUGGCCCGCGAUCCCUAUGGCAUUAUUCCUCUCUACAUUGGCCAGGAUGCGCGGGGCAACUUGUGGUUCGCAUCGGAGAUGAAGUGCCUGAUGGGCGUGUGCGAGCGGUUGCAGAUCUUCCCACCCGGCCAUCUGGCAGCAGGCACAGUGCAGCAGCAGCUCCAGCCCGUGCGCUACCACAAUCCCAGCUGGCGGCAGUUGACGCCCACGCGACCGGUGGAUCUUCAAGAGCUGCGCCACCAACUGGAGCUGGCUGUACGCUCGCAUUUGCAGUGUGACGUGCCCUUCGGUGCGCUGCUCUCGGGCGGCGUGGACUCCAGCCUGAUAGCUUCGAUAGCUGCCAAGAUCAUGAGGGAACGGGACGCUAACUACAAGCUGCGUACCUUCUCGGUGGGCAUGCCCGGCUCGCCUGAUUUCGAGCAUGCACGUCUGGUGGCCCAGCACAUUGGCAGCCAGCACACGGAGAUCAGCUUUACGGUGGAGGAUUGCCUGGAUGGGCUGCGCGAUCUGAUCUAUCACCUGGAAUCAUACGAUAUAGCCACUGUGCGCUGCAGCCUGCCCAUGUUCUACCUGGCCCGCCAUGUGAAGAGCACCGGCAUCAAGAUGAUCCUAUCGGGCGAGGGCGCGGACGAGAUCUUUGGUGGGUAUCUCUACUUCCACAAGGCGCCCAACUACGAGCAGUUCCAUGAAGAGAUGGUAACGAUCUGCGAACGACUGCAUGUCUCCGAUAUAUUGCGUGCCAACAAGGUGACCAUGUCCAAGGGAUUGGAGCUGCGUGUGCCCUUCCUGGAUACCCAGCUGGUGAACCAUGUGAUGAGCAUACGUCCGCAGGACAAGAUACCAGGUGCUCUCAAUGAGUUCGGGGGAGAACGAAAGUGGCGCAUGGAGAAGUUUGUGCUUCGCAAAGCUUUUGCUGGAGAUUAUCUGCCAGAUGCUGUGCUCUGGCGCCAAAAGGAACAGUUCUCGGAUGGCGUGGGCUACGCCCUCAUCGACGCCCUGCCGGAGUUCGCAGCUCGUCACGUGACCGAUGCGCAGCUCCAAGCGGCAGAGCAACGUUUUCCCAUCAAUCCGCCCAAAACAAAGGAGGCCUACUACUAUCGCUGCAUCUUCGAGGAGCAGUUCCCUGGCGACGCAGCUGCCAGCACUGUGGCGAAGUGGACGCCACGCCAGGACUGGGGUUGUCCAGAGGAUCCGUCAGGGCGGGCACAGGCGGCCCAUAAUCAAGCCUAUGGCAAGUGUUAAAUAUUUGUAUUAAUUGUUUUCCAUUUCUCGAUAUUGUUUA